UGAAACAUCCUUCAACGCUUUGUCUUGUGAAUACAUGUAGCUAGGUUAGCUAAGGAAGCCGGCUGAAGCUUUAAUAUCUUCGCUAGUUUUCUCAUUUUUGAUAACAAACACUUGCGCCCGUAACCAGGACAAGGUUUUCUGUGACUGUAAAACCACCAAUUAAGAUGGAAGAAAAGCAGUAUGAAUGUGAUUAUCAGAUGCCUCUCGUGGAUGAUUAUUUUCAGCAAUGGUACAGUCAGCAGUUUCAACCACAGCCAGUUCCCCAGUACAGCCAGAUGGUUAAUGCUCUUCAUCACCAACAAGAACCCGAAGAGAAAAGAGUCAUGAAUGAAUUAGCAGUGUAUAAAGAUCAGUAUCCAGCUCAAGUCAGUGAACUUCCUCAGCUGCCCAUCCAACCUACAACUGUUCCAUCAACACCUGAAAAGGGUAAGAAGCGGGGAAGACCACCAAAACAGAAGCCAGGGGAGGAAAUGAAUCAGGCGAAUGCCACAGACACUGUGAAAAAACCCAAAAGAACCCUGGACAGAUUUAAUGGCAUGUCUGUGGAGGAAGUCAUGGCCAGAAAACUGCCAGAUAUCAUCACUUACGACCUGGACAUUCUGAUAAUCGGUAUCAACCCUGGACUUUUGUCAGCAUACAAAGGACGCCACUACCCAAAUCCAGGAAAUCAUUUUUGGAAGUGCCUGUUCUUGUCAGGGCUUACAGAAGAGCAGUUGAACUAUAUGCAUGAUCAGACUCUUCCAGACAGGCAUGGCAUUGGCUUCACUAAUAUGGUUGAGAGGACUACGCCUGGGAGUAAAGACCUCUCAAAUAAAGAAAUUCGAGAAGGAGGCAAACAACUUCUGGAAAAACUACAGAUGUACAGGCCACGAAUUGCAGCUUUUAAUGGGAAAGGUAUUUAUGAAAUAUUCUGUAAAGAAAUCUUUGGAGUGAAGGCCAAGAACCUAGAAUUUGGACUGCAGCCUUACAAAGUUCCGGGCACAGAAACAGUAUGUUACCUGAUGCCAUCCUCCAGUCCUCGUUGUGCACAGUUCCCCCGCGCACAAGACAAAGUUCAUUUUUACAUUAGGCUGAAGGAGCUAAGAGACCAGAUGAAGGGUGUGGUGAAGAACCCGGAGGUUGAAGAGACCCAGUACACAUUCGAUUUGAACAUGGCCAAAGAGGAUGCUAAAAGGAUGGCCAUUAAAGAAGAGCAGCCUGACCCUGGCUAUGAGGAAAGCUCAACUAGUGGGUCACAGCAGGCCUGCAGUUUUUACCCUGCUAAUGAGAGAGAUGCUGCAAAUUCAGAACAUUCCUCGCUUAUGGAUCAAGUUAGGUCAAGCCAAUGGACAGUACAGCCAUUUGAAGACCAGAUCCCAGAUAUUAGAUGCCCGAACACCAAUAGGAUAUCUUGAUGUAAGUGACUGGUUGAAGAGCCUGCCUUAAAGGCUUUUCUAAACUAAAUGGAGGACCAAAGAGAAAAAGGUCUCAUAGUACCUUACUGGUUUUCCAGUUUUUCAUUCAAGGUGAGUGUCUUCAUGUGGAUGAAAACACCUUCUUUCCUGUGACAGACAAGGGUUCAAUUCUUCGGACAUGCAAGGGCACCACACAUUACACCAGUACACAAGUCCUUGACAAAGAUUCUUAGGACAUUUGCCUACUCAAAUGUUAGUCGUUCUGAGAGAGUGUCAGCCAAACGCCACAAACAUAAAUGUCUGUAUAAUGAGUCUUUGUGGAGAAGCAAAGAUUUUAUGUGAGUUGCAUGUUCAUUUUUACUGUGAGAACCGUGUACUGAAACAGUUGUCGUUCAGUAUAAUGUCAGAACUGUUAAGGUAAAUUCUAUAUUUUGUCUUACACUUCAAACAUUUCAUCUCAGGGUUUUAUUAAUUAGUUUGUUCCUAAGGUAUUUACUCUUGAGGUCAUGCAUGACUUCCAUGCAUGAUUUUGUAAACUUUCACAGUACUACUCUAUUUUGAUUUUUUGGUGCUUAUUUAUGAUUUCUACCUCAGUUGAAUGGUAUUACCGUUAUGUGUUUUUUUACUGUUUGCAAUGUGAUUUCAUGUACCUGGAUUCUGUAUAAAAUUGAGUAGAGUACAAAAACUGUUUCUGAAGGGUCACAUCACCACACAGUCGCUUGGUGUUUUUUAAUGUCCAAUAACAUCUCAUACAGUCCUUGCUCAUUUGCUAAAUAAUAGAGCCUGCAGAGAGACAUUAGUACAUGCAUGACUCUAUUCAAGGUUUUCAAUUUGAGAAGUGCUUUGAAAAAUUGUUUGAUUUUGAUUGUGCCACUGAUAUUUUUUGUUUUUUACUCUUUUUUUUACAUUUACAUUAUGAAUGUACAGACUUUUAUAUUUAAUGUGUGAUAACUUAAGCAUUACGGACACUCCAUACAAGAUGAAAAGUUUUUUUUUAAUGCUUCAAAACAAUGUUUUAACAUGAUGAUUUGAUUUGUAAAAACUUUCACAGCUGUGCUGUUAAUAAAUACAUACUGAGAUCAUA
This is a messenger RNA of Astyanax mexicanus (Mexican tetra), 2478 nucleotides long. RefSeq names its product thymine DNA glycosylase, tandem duplicate 2 (gene tdg.2). The transcript has 11 exons. Gene Ontology annotation, biological process: base-excision repair, AP site formation. Gene Ontology annotation, cellular component: nucleus. Bases 165 to 1394 code for a protein of 409 amino acids. The record is from RefSeq and is a predicted model, not a curated record. Lineage: Eukaryota; Metazoa; Chordata; Actinopteri; Characiformes; Acestrorhamphidae. Gene Ontology annotation, molecular function: mismatch base pair DNA N-glycosylase activity.